Molecule: messenger RNA, 3089 nt
Organism: Periconia digitata
Lineage: Eukaryota; Fungi; Ascomycota; Dothideomycetes; Pleosporales; Periconiaceae
Source: the annotation of a GenBank genome assembly
GGCGCGCAAGGAGAGCACUGGGACAACAAACACCUGUGCUAUAGCCUUUUACUGUCGGUCGCGUCGCGUCGGCUCGAUGGGCCAUCGCUCGACCGCUGCGUUGUGGGAAGCAACAGCAAGCGAGCAUCCAAUCAGCACUACCAACCAACAUACUCUCCAUCCAGCUCGUUAUACCAACCUCAUGGUGAAACAACAAACAUCUCUCUUAGGAAAUCUGCUAUUUUACGAAUACAUACUCGCCCACCGCACCCCUACUUUCCUUGAGAGAAACAGAGCGGAUGCGUUACUUGCCAAGCAACAAGAGGACGCAACUGGCAGCUGGCUACCUUCCCGCUCAUCCUCCAUCAACCGGGCACUUUGGAAACCGCCAUCUGAACAUUUCCUUAAAGCCAUCAUGAAGAGUCAUGUCGAACAUGAAGCCUUUGUCAUUGAAUUCAAAGGCAUUGAGCCUUUAAAGCAUCGAAAUGGCUCUUCGGCACGCCCGCCCCGGAAGAAAGCGUCCAUUUUUAUUGGGUGUGCUGAUAUCCACAUUGCGCUCUUAGAUAAAGGAUCCAACAAGCCUUCAGAAGAAUGCAUCAGAGCGGGUGUCAAAAUGAGGGGCAUGAGCUCUGAAAACGGGAAAGCCAUUCCAUUAGAUGUAUCUGCCGUUGAAUUUCCGGCUCAAAACUUAUUACGGCGAGGAUCUAGUUCUAGGAUCAAACCAUGGGACCUACGUAUCACCCUCACGUUUCAAGAUGCAAAGGAAGCAAAAGAAUUCCAUUAUCAGAUGUCAUCAACCACUUCGAAGAUACCGGUUCAUUCUACAACGCAGCUAACAAUGCAAUGGAACAAUAUCUUGCAAUGCCCAUCCAAGCCGCAUGUACAUCCCUUCACGUUUGCUGGGGAAAAGCCCAGCAAUCUCGGUCUCAAGGUGCUCACGCAUUGGAGAUCACCCACCGACACAUCAAUACUCGGGACACACAAUCGAUGGCUACGUUCGUCUAACGCAAUUACCCACACAAGAACAGCACCAUCAGACAUUCCACGACCCAAACGUCAUGAAGUAGUCUACGUCUUUCCCAAAGAUCCAAAUCCGAAAGUCUCAGCCAAGACAGUGAAGAAGCAAGGUCUAGUGUGCCAUUUCACACAUUGUAAACAUCCGGUCUUUCAUGAUAUAGACCAACUGCGAUACCAUCUCGACUCUUCACAUGAUCUGGUCAAAUACCAAUGCAAAAAGCUGAGCGGGUCGAGAGGGAUUCAUGUCUGGCAAUUCGCCAUUGAGAUCAACGACCAUCAAGCCUUUUACAAACGGGCUAGCAAUGCUGCUCCAGACCCACGAGAAGCUAAAUUACUGGCGCCAAGUAAACGAUUCAAUUUGAAGAAGUACCUCGACGAGGGAAAUGACGACUUCCAAAGAGAAGCUCGAUUGGAUAUUCCCCGGAAGCUACCGAUUAGAGCCUCAAAACCUCCAAGAUCAACCCGACUAGCCGCACAGAAAUCAUUCACGUUUACGGAUGACAUCCUCGAGAAACGUGUAUCGAGAGGGGCAAGGAAAACAUAUGUGGUCCCUAGGGCGCCACCGGGCAUAACCUUCUUCAGAUCAGUUACUAAAAGACCACUCCAGGAGGGGGAACUGGUCAGCGAAAGUGAGGACGAGGUCGACACCGAAUGGAUCGACCAUAAACGCAACAUGGAAUUCGAUGCCAAUCCCCCGUAUCCGAGUUCGGUAAGAGACUUCCUCAAGCUUUUCGACCCAUUCAUCAGAGACGAGCAGCUGCACUCGCAUGCACGUCUUGCAGAAUCAAUGGUUCGGUUUGCGCAUCUACAUGCAGAUGCGCUAUACCGGGACAACAUUGUGCAAGAGUUCGAACGUAAGCUUGACGAGCAGGUCGAGGAUGGCAUGAUUCCAGCCAUCGUACGCACUCUCUGUUUGGAGAUGAUAAGAAAGCGUACACCACCAACAAUGAGGCCGCCCCCACCAGUGCGCGAUUCUUCAAUUGGAGGCAAUACGCGGCAAUUGCAGUCAAUGAGUAAGAAGAAUCAAGCUGCCGGCGUGUGCCUUCCCAGAUCUAGCCACUUAAUCACCCACGCGACUGGUUCAGAAGGCAAUAUUGAAAUGCCCGAUGCAAAUCCAGUCAAAGAUGAAACGAUUACCCCCAAAGAAGAGUCAGAAGAGCCAAAAGAGCCAGAAGAGCCAGAAGAGCCAGAAGAGCCAGAACAACCCCCCUACGACCUCUGCAUAUGUGGCGAAGAUGCAACAGUCGAUACAAGUCGCCCAUUCAUGUCUUGCGACAACAUUGACUGUAUACGGCAUGCGUUCCACAUCGAUUGCAUAUGGCGCUACUGGGGAACCGCGCUCCCAAAACCGGUACCAAAUUCUACGUUCUACUGCAAAGACUGUUAUCUUCUACUUAGUCAGAAGUCGAACAGCGAAAGAAUACCUUGCAGAUAGCAGGAGUAAAAAGUAUACCUUCCAACCUUAUCAUAUCCUCCAUCAGCCCCUCCGACUUUAUUCUCCAAUUUUGUACGUUAUACAGCGUAUUAUAAGCAUAGCCAGCGUGCUGCGAGUCUUCCUUCUUCUCCUAUUCCUCGAUUUAUUUCUAGGGGGGCGGUCAACUAUCUUGUUCAUUAAAGCGUGCGGUACGGAGAGGACAGAGAAAUGUGGUUGUUUUAUCAGGGAACGACCCACUCCCCCUUUCCACUGCCCACACAUUUACUCUCUCAUCCGCAUCUAUAGAAACAAACACAUGUACAUAAGUUUAUCUGCUUUCCUUCUUUUUCUUAUUAAGUACUUCAGCCUUUUUCGGAAGCGAUGUAAAUGUUCCUUGUUUUUUCCAACUGAUACCAGACAUUAUGGGAAUUUUUUCCUUUUUCUUUCUUUUCAAUUUUUACUUAGAUUUCACUGAAAUGACAAUCAUCUUGAUAUGUUCCUGACCCCUUUUGUGAGGUAUUGAUUGUGUGAUGAUGGAGUCGGACUCUAGUUAUGGGUGAAACCCUCCAUCUAAUACUGUCCUUUCUCUAUUUUACUGAUUCUAGAUUUUCACUUCUCACCCCCUAUGGUGAAGACAAAUCCCAGGGCAUGAAGGCGUGCAAACAAGCUGUAAUUAAAG